AUGGCCGGCGAUGCGUUCUUCCUCAAGAAGAAGUCUCGCCCACGCCAGCUUGGCGCGGCCAAACCCGGUGCUGGCGCCGGUCCGUCUCGCCCCGUUCGCCCACGACCUGCGACGCGCCCGCCCGCGAAGCUAGUCGGCCUCGCGGCCGCCAAGGCCAAACAAGAGGAAGAGGCCAAGGCCGUCAAGGCCGAGAACGUCGUCGAGAUUCAGAUCGUGUCCGCGGAGCCGGGAUCGGGGUUGCGCUACAACCUGAUGAAGAUGAACAUGCUCCGAGAUGUCGACCCAUCCCAGAUUGCGUCGCCAAUGUUGCUCAACCGCAAACAGCCAGGACCGAAGGCACCACCGCAAUUUGCGCACGACGCCGAGGGCAAGAUCAUUGGCCGUUACGUCUAUGAUGAGAACGGAAAGCCUGUCCUAGACGACGAGGGCAAGCCGAAGAUCGAGAUCAAGCAGGAGAUGGACAUGUCCCUUGUCGGUACUGCGCCUGGCCAGACCAACAAGCGCCGGGGGAAGCGCAACACCAAAGAGGUCUUCCAUCAAGAUCUCGAGGUCAUCAAGCUCCGACGUGAGGAGGCAAACCCUUGGGUCUUAGAGGCGAAGAACCCCACCGAGGGAUCGGAGCUGCCAGAGUUCUGGGUCGGACGGAUGCAGGAGCCGUCGACGCUCCCAACGGUUCUGCUAGUGAACGAGGGCGAGGGCGCGACCUUCACAAUGGUCCCUAUGGGGCGAACGUACCGAUUCGACCCGCAACGGCGGUUCAAGAUGCUUGACCCGGAUCAGGCAAAUCGAUACUUCGAACUUCAGGACAAGCAUCACGUUCAUGACCGAUGGGGACUGCGCACCGAUGACACUGGCAACCUUAAGGUUGACGAGCAAAACUUCAUCAAGAACAGUAACCGCGUAAAGCGCUUCGAGGCCAAGGUGGAGGAGGUUCUCAGUUUGCCUGGCGAGGAGAUGAAGCCCUCCUUGCGGGCUAGGAGCCAACCGAAGGCGGCCAAGGGCUAUUACGACUCCUCCUACUUUGAUGAUUACAAGGCGGAGAACCGCCAGAUGGGUCGAGCACUGGAAGGCGGUUUCGACGAAGAGCUCGACUACGACGUGAACGAGGACUUCCAGGACGACGAAGACUCGAACACAUUCUAUGUCAACCGCGAAGAGGAAGAAGAGAAGAAGCUCCAGGAGGAGCGACAAAAGGAGGAGUACAAGCUCGCGAACCGCAACGUCGGCGACCGUCCCCAGUUGGAGGAGAAUUCGGACGAUGAUGACGAGGAGGACCCUUUCGCACUCACAAGCGAGGGUCGCCGCCUGCGCCGCAUGAUGCGGAAGCGAGGUGAGGAAGAGCGAGACCUCUACGGAUCCGACUCGGACGACGACUCGGACAGCGAGCUUGAGGAGCUUGAGCGCGAUAGGGAGCGGGAGAAGGAGAAGGAGAAAGAAAAGGAGAAGGAGGAGCGCAACGGUUCCCGCGCUGGCUCUGCUCAGCCAGGCGAGCGUUCCAGUAACUCUCCGAACAAGAAGGCCAUGCCCAAGGCGGGUGCCGGUGCCGCUUUAUUAGCGAAGCGCGCGGCGUCGCGCGGUGCAUCACCGUCGGUGCGCUCGCGUGCCGGCUCGCCCUUAGCUCGCGGCUCUUCUCCCGACGGCCGUGCCAGCUCCCCUGUCGGCCGCGCUGGCUCCCCUGCUGCUCGGGCCGGGUCUCCUGCAGCUCGGGCUGGAUCUCCUGCCGCUCGUGCCGGGUCUCCCGCGGUGCACGGCAAGCGCAAGGCGACCGAGUCACCCAUGCGCGACACUCCGCCUUCGACCGGCGAGGACGGGCAACAGAAGAAGAAGAAGAAGUCGAACCGUGGCUCGGCGACUCCAGUGCCCGAGUACGAGCCUUUCCCUGAUAUGCUGACGCGUGAGGAGGUGAUCCGGUGGUUCAAGCCGCGCGGUUCGGUUCACAUGAAGGAUGCUGUCAACGCGUUCAUCCCGCGCAUCAAGAGGGGCGCGCAUGACGUCCAGCAGAAGAACCAGAGCCUUCUCCUCUACUACAUUAGGCAGAUGACGAUGGCGACGGAUCCUGGUCAGGGCAAGAACAAGAAGCUUCAGCUCAGGCCAGAGUACAACGUGUAG
Trichosporon asahii var. asahii CBS 2479 is the source of this 2109-nucleotide messenger RNA. RefSeq lists its product as uncharacterized. The transcript has 2 exons. Gene Ontology annotation, biological process: transcription initiation at RNA polymerase II promoter; positive regulation of transcription elongation by RNA polymerase II. Gene Ontology annotation, molecular function: TFIIF-class transcription factor complex binding; DNA binding; RNA polymerase II general transcription initiation factor activity. Lineage: Eukaryota; Fungi; Basidiomycota; Tremellomycetes; Trichosporonales; Trichosporonaceae. The record is from RefSeq and is a predicted model, not a curated record. The coding region runs from base 1 to 2109 and encodes 702 amino acids. Gene Ontology annotation, cellular component: nucleus; transcription factor TFIIF complex.